UCAAGCACCUGCUAACAAGGCUUGAACGAAGGAGAUCGGUAGUGAGGAAUAUUGUACAUAUUUGGUUGAAAAAAAUGCCUUGUUUACCAGUGAGGAAAAAGGUGAUACAACCUGUUGAAACACAGCCAAACAAAACUGUUAGCAGGUAUGGGGAAACUGAAAUACGCUUUGUCGGUCGUGGUUUACCGCAGCGAGACAUGUACAAGGGGAAACAGAAGGAUCUGAAUAGGGGCCGGCCCCUUCCUGAAGUCCCUCAAGAAGAAUUGAGACCAGAGGCCCCAGUUAGAAUCCAUCAGAUGCAUACACAAGUAGCAACGCGGCAACCAGAAUAUAAUCAGCUCGACACCUCCAUGGUUUCAUCAAAAGCACCAUCCGUGAUUUCAUCAAAACCACCAACAUAUAGGUCUUCUAAACCAAUAAGCCUGGACUUCUUUAUCAGUGUUCCAAUUUUCAAUGAGACAUUUAAUCACAGCUACCGCAAGAAGAAGGAGUAUGUCUAUGUACAUGGGCAGGAUGACGAAGGGUCGCUUUACCAUCAGUCUCUGCGUAGCGGUUCUAGCUUACGUGACCUUCGCAGCUCUGGCAGACAGAACACUUCACACUAUGAAACCAUCGAGGCAAUUAGGAGGCCGCGACCCUUGUCACAGCAUAGACCCAUGUCGCGAAAUGCUGCAAGACGGCCGAUGUCUGGAAGUGUUGCUUCGUACAACACUAUGUCCUCCCGCGGUACUUAUGGGUAUGAAUUGGAAACCUUCGAGAGACCUGUAGUCUUAAAAAAGGGCCACCACCAAGAUGGUAUCAGCCUCGACUCUGACGACGAAGAUACGCGUUAACCGUUUCAUCCUCUGAUACAAAUAUUUAUGCGUUUGUAGGCCUUUAGAAUAUUAAAAUAGACAAAAGACCUUUCUUACUAGAUUCAAGUGUUAAAAGCCUAACAUACAACCCUGAGCUGAGCGGUAAGCAGCAUGCAAUCUGAACAGACUAGGAGUUACUCGCAGGCUGGUAUGGUUUUAUGCUGGUUGCAUAUACAUGUAGCCAUUUUUAAUUCGCUGAAUAUGCCUUUACUUCUUAAUGAACCUUUAAUCAUAUUAUGCUCAAAUGUACAACUUGUAUCAAAUGAUACAUAAAAACUCUUAGCACUCAGCAUUUUGAUGCUAAAAUAACGUGUAAAACUUAAAAUCAUUACUAUUUAUGACACAUUAAUUUUCAUUGAUAUCACCAAUGGACCGAUCCAGGAAUUUAACACAUGAAAAUAACUGACGCAAAUUUCCUUUUUUAUUUCAAAUACAGAAAUCUUAGAAUUUAUGUGGCCAUUUUUUUAACCACAAAAUUUAUGCUGAAAAAUAUAUAUAGUUUUUCUCUAUACUUAGUAUAAGCUGUUAAGAAAUUGGUCAAAUGAUAUUUAUUUUAAAAUUUAUUUUAUUAAGGUGCUAAAGGCUUCACUUAUUAUGAAUGAUAAAUGUUUGUUAUAUAUAAAUACAGUAAAGUAGUCAAUUUAUAUUAAGUUGUUGUGGCAUUUGUUUAUGAUAUAAGGCAUUUUUUGUUAUUUAGGAUAAAUAAAAGAAGUCAUUUUACAAAAGUUGUGUACAGUGUUUGGUAUUUUUUGCAUUAUUAUGACUGAUUGGUAUUGAUUGAUUUUGAUAUUUAAAUGUCAAUAUUUUUUAUGCCCCCGGUAGGGUGGCAUAUAGCAGUUGAAAUGUCCGUCAGUCAGUAUGUCAGUAUGUGUGUAUGUCAGUCUGUCCGUCCGUCCGGAAAAACUUUAACGUUGGCCAUAACUUUUGCAUUAUUGAAGAUAGAAACUUGAUAUUUGGCCUGCAAGUGUAUCUCAUAAAGCUGCACAUUUUAAGUGGUGGAAGUUGAAGGUCAAGGUCAUCCUUCAAGGUCAAAGGUCAAAACAAACAAAAAAUCAAAGCGGCGUUCUCAUGAAGCUGCACAUUUUGAGUGGUGGAAGUUCAAGGUCAAGGUCAUCCUUCAAGGUCAAAGGUAAAAAAAAGAAAAAAAAUAUUUCAAAGCGGUUUUCUCAUUAAGCUGCACAUUUUGAGUGGUGGAAGGUCAAUGUCAUCCUUCAAGGUCAAAGGUCCAAAAAAAAUCAAAGCAGCACAAUAGGGGGCAUUGUGUUUCUGAAGAACACAUCUCUUGUUUAACUCUUAUUUAUGAAAAUCAGAAAAUAAAAGAUUUUUUGUUGAUGAUAGAAAUUUUCUCGGAUGUAAAUUAUGUAUAUUUUUUUUUUAAACAUUUUAUCGGAUUCUCUGUUUUUCUAUUUUUAUGAUUCUCUGUGCAUUACAGGUAUUUCAUAAUUCUGUUGUGUUUAUUUGGUAAUUUUGCCAGUUGUUCAGAUCUGUUGCAGAUCGUUGUUUUGUGUUACAUACAAUUUGUUUUGUAUUUAAGUAGUUUUUACUUUUUAGCUUUGAUUUUGAUGAUUUUUAAGUGUAUUUUGUAAGAAGAAAAUUUAUGCUCUAUGCUUAAUAUUUCAUUUGGAAGAAAACAAUUUGUUGUGUUCGUAAAUACUCAGCAUUCAGUAUUCUGCAAUUUGUUGUAGAUGUUCUUGUAUUUCAUCUUGCCUUUCUGAUAUUAUUAUAGUUAUGUAUUCAUCCCAUUCCUUUAGUUUCCCAUUUUGUUUCAGUUUUGAUAGUUUUAUUUAUAGAGAUAUGUUUACACAUAUAGUCCAAUCUGUGUGCAGCAGCCAGGCAAGGGAAGUGAUCAGAGUGGCUAUUUUAUGGCAGUUACUAUAUAAGUCUCAUUCUAGUUCAACGAAACAAACUCCAAAUUAGUUAAUAUCUCACCUCCUUCAAAAAUUACCUAAUCCAAUUGGCUUAGAGCGGUCACGUGCCCAUGGUGUAUUUUCCAUACACCCUGAGUAAUUUCCAUACACCCCUAGUAAUCGAGUAGCCUGUUGCUCUUGUAUGGUAUGAAAUUACUGAGGUUGUAUAUCUCAUACACCAUCAGUUACUAACAGUGUAGCUAAUUUAACGAAUCAUUUAAUAAGUGAUAAUUAUUUUUUUAAAUGUUCAUACUCUGUAUUUACGUCAUGUGACUAUAAGACUCAGCUGUUAUAAAUUUAUAAUAAGACUGAUUUUUGUUACGGGGAAUCAAGCCUGACUGCGUACGCAAGGUGACCGCCAUACAUAAAUGAACACUAAAUAAGGCUUUACUGUAGAGUAAUACACGCUUUUUCUUGCUCCGGUGGUUGGAUUGAUGAGACAGUCCUUUUGUCCAGAUAUCGUUUCCAAUCUGUAAUUUUUAAUUGUUUAAUAUGACUUAAUUUUAUUCAUUCCCAUCACGAGACAAUAUGCUGUGCUCAUCUUUCUUUGCAUAGAUGUAAAGGUCACAAUUACAGUGGCCAUACACUUUCACCACUCUGCAACCUGUUCGUGUAUGGUAGGAUUUUAAUACAACCAUAAUAAAUCCGUCCCAUUAAACUCCCAUGCUCCGUAAUCAAGGUAAUAUAAUUUUGUCUCCUCCCUUCAACUUUGUAUGCCCCCAUGUAGUGCCAAGUAUCAUUGUAUUUUACUUUUGUAAUACUUUUUGAAUUUUAUACAAUCUCUUUGUUAUAUAUUUAGGUGUAAUAAACUGUAGUAAAGAA
Messenger RNA from Dreissena polymorpha, 3583 nucleotides. RefSeq lists its product as uncharacterized. The transcript is spliced from 5 exons. Bases 75 to 833 code for a protein of 252 amino acids. The record is from RefSeq and is a predicted model, not a curated record. NCBI's taxonomy places the organism in Eukaryota, Metazoa, Mollusca, Bivalvia, Myida, Dreissenidae.